Messenger RNA from Pelmatolapia mariae (spotted tilapia), 8337 nucleotides. It is a transcript of the gene xrn1, whose product is annotated as 5'-3' exoribonuclease 1. Gene Ontology annotation, biological process: nuclear-transcribed mRNA catabolic process. The coding region runs from base 168 to 5291 and encodes 1707 amino acids. NCBI's taxonomy places the organism in Eukaryota, Metazoa, Chordata, Actinopteri, Cichliformes, Cichlidae. Gene Ontology annotation, molecular function: 5'-3' exonuclease activity; nucleic acid binding. The transcript is spliced from 41 exons. The record is from RefSeq and is a predicted model, not a curated record.
ACCAGCUACUUAGCAGCCGUUGGAAACAAAACCUGAGUCUAAAGCAAGUUCUCAUGUUACCAGGUUAAACCCCAGCUACAUUGUAGUUCCUCACAUAGGCGAACACCUCCAUCCAGUUUUUGCUGUUUACUGUUUUGACCUAGAGGCUGAAGAGGUUUGUGGUGAAGAUGGGAGUACCAAAAUUUUACCGCUGGAUUUCGGAACGCUACCCUUGUCUCAGUGAAGUUGUCAAGGAACAUCAGAUUCCAGAGUUUGACAACUUCUAUCUGGACAUGAACGGCAUCAUCCACCAGUGUUCUCACCCAAACGAUGAGGAUGUCCACUUUCGCAUCUCUGAGGAAAAGAUUUUUGCGGACAUCUUCCAUUACCUGGAGGUGCUCUUCAGGAUCAUCAAGCCUCGCAAGGUUUUCUUCAUGGCGGUGGAUGGUGUGGCGCCAAGGGCGAAGAUGAACCAGCAGAGAGGACGUAGAUUCAGGUCCGCCAAAGAAGCAGAGGAAAAGAUCAAAAAAGCUUUGGAUAAAGGAGAGGUGCUUCCCACAGAGGCUCGCUUCGACUCCAACUGUAUCACUCCUGGCACUGAGUUCAUGGCGCGACUUCAGGAACAGCUCAAGUAUUUCGUCCACAACAAGCUCUCCAAUGACAAGCUAUGGCAGAAUGUCAAAGUCUACUUGUCCGGUCACGAGACACCAGGGGAGGGGGAACACAAAAUCAUGGAGUUUAUUCGGUCAGAGAACACCAAGCCCAAUCAUGACCCCAACACGCGACACUGCCUGUACGGCCUGGAUGCUGACCUGAUUAUGUUGGGUUUGACCAGCCACGAGCCAAAUUUCUCUCUGCUCAGGGAGGAAGUCCGCUUUGGAGGGAAGAAAUCCCAGAAAAGGAUAACGGCUCCAGAGGAGACCACUUUUCACUUGCUUCACUUGUCUCUGAUGAGAGAGUAUAUAGACUACGAGUUCUCUGGGCUCAAGAAUAAGAUGGGUUCCGAUUAUGACCUGGAGCGAGUAAUAGAUGACUGGAUUCUAAUGGGUUUCCUGGUAGGAAACGAUUUCAUCCCUCACCUCCCCAACCUUCACAUCAAUCAUGACGCUCUACCAUUGCUGUACAAGACGUACAUCAGUGUACUACCAAGCCUGGGGGGUUAUCUGAAUGUGAACGGUCACUUAAACCUCAGAAACUUUGAGAAAUACCUGGAGAAGCUUGCUGAGUUUGACCGGGAACAUUUUAAUGAGGUCUUUGUGGAUUUGAAGUGGUUUGAAAGCAAAGUUGGUAACAAAUAUCUGAAUGAAGCUGCUGGACUGGCAGCUGAGAAGGAAGCUGCCAGCAAAGACGCCAGAAAGAAUGAGGAUUCUGCUCUCUGUCUGGCUUCCCUGACUACAUCAGAGAAAGUCACCGGAGAGGAAAAAGCAGCGGCAGCAGAUGAUGAAGAGGAGGAGGAUGAUAUCUUUGAAACAGAGUUCAGACAGUACAAACGCACAUACUACAUGAACAAGAUCGGCGUGGACGUGGUGUCUGAUGAGUUUCUAGCCAACCAAGCCAAGUGUUAUGUGGAAGGUAUCCAGUGGAUUCUCCACUACUAUUACCAUGGAGUUCAGUCCUGGAGCUGGUACUACCCCUAUCACUACGCUCCCUACCUGUCUGACAUCAGGAAUGUAUCUGGGUUAAAGCUGACCUUUGAGCAUGGACGGCCCUUCAUGCCCUUCCAGCAGCUGUUGGCAGUCCUGCCUGCAGCCAGCAUGGAACUGCUGCCCGAGUGUUACAGGCAUCUGAUGACUAGUGAAAGUUCACCUAUUAUUGAGUACUACCCUCUUGACUUUAAAACUGACCUGAAUGGCAAGCAGCAGGAAUGGGAGGCUGUGGUGCUCAUUCCAUUCAUAGAUGAGAGGUGCUUAUUAGCAGCCAUGGAGCCCUGCAACAGGAAGCUGACAAAAGAAGAGAAGGCCAGGAAUUGCCACACAGAGUGUGCAGUCUACUCGUACGACAGGGAAAUGGACUUCGCCUACGCCUCCCCCCUGCCUCAACUGUUCCCCGACAUCGUCCACUGCCACGUCAGGACAGCGCACAUCCCCAUGGAUGCUUGGCAAGUUUCAUUAGAUCACGUCAGCAAGCCCGUUGACCGCUCAGCUCUGUACUUCUGUGGCUUUCCCACCUUACAACACAUCAAACAUAAGUUUUACAAGAAGAAAGGCGGGGUGGUCGUGUUCCAGCAGAGCAGCAGAGGGGAGAACAUGUUGCUGGAUAUCCUUCCCAAUCAGGAAGGGGAAACGACAUGUGAUGAUGUUGCUGCACAAGUUCUGGGAAAGUCUGUGUUUGUCAACUGGCCUCAUCUAGAGGAAGCUCGCAUCAUUGCAGUGUCAGAUGGAGAAACUAAAUUUUAUCUUGAGGAACCACCGGGUGUCCAGAGAGUGUAUGACAGGCCGAGUACUCCUCCUCCCGCCAAAGUCACCUGUCUGUCUGACAAGGAGCAGAAAGAAUGGAUUAAGGAUGUCCAAGGAAUCACUGAAUAUUAUUUGAAGAGGAAAGGCAUCGUGAUAAAUGAGACAGAGGUGGUUUUAUACGGCCAACUGCUGACUGGAAGAAAAUACGUUCCCAAAGCCAAUGGUGUGGUGGAACUGGAGAAACAGUGGGCCAAACAGGUCCUCCCCUUUGCCUACCAGGCGGUUGUUAAGGAUAUCAAAGCCUUUUACUCAUCUCUGGCCUGCUUCAAGAGCUUAGAUGAGCUCUUUCCUCCAACAACAACCGUCUUCAUGGUGGGAAACCCGUACUACGGUGCCAUGGGAGAGGUGCAAGAUUCCCAAGAUGUCAUCAAAGAUGGGCGGAUUCGAGUGGUCUUCAGUGUGCCACAUGAGCCACAGCUGGAGCCCUUAAUCCAGAACCAACACAAAUACAGCGUGAAAUACAGUCCUGGAUACGUUCUGGCCUCUCGUCUCGGCAUCACCGGUUACCUCGUCUCCCGCUUCUCUGGAAGCAUCUUCAUUGGUAGAGGCUCUAAGAAGAAUCCCUGUGGGGAACAAAGAGCUAACGUUGGCCUGAACCUGAAGUUCAACAAGAAGAACGAGGAAGUUCCUGGAUACACCAAGAGAACUGAAAAAGAGUGGCUCUACUCUGCUGCUGUGGAGGAACUGCUGGCUGAAUACCUGGACAGAUUUUCAGAGGUAUUCAACACAGUGUCCAGAAACAGUCACGAUGAUGUUUUCUAUGAAGACGACAUUUGGCCUGGAGAAGACCAGAAUGGGGCAGAGAAGGUGGCAGAAAUCACUUCAUGGUUAAAAAGUCACCCAGUCAGCUCCAUCAGCAGGGCAUCCUGUGACCUCCAAGUGCUGGAUGCUGCAAUCGUGGAGAGGAUCGAGGAAGCAGUGGAGAAGACCAAGGUGAAGAAGAGCACUAAGAAAGUCCGCGUCACAGUCAAGCCUCAUCUCCUCUUCAGGCCCUUGGAACAGCAGCAGGGUGUAGUUCCAGACCCAGACGCGGAAUAUCGUCUGUUUGACAGAGUCAUCAACAUCAGAGAGAGCUUCACCGUCCUGCUGGGACUCAGAGGGACAAUCAUUGGCAUUAAAGGAGCGGAGCGCGAGGCAGAGGUUCUCUAUGAAGUGCUGUUUGAUGAAGAAUUUGCUGGAGGUCUCAACAUCAGGUGUACAUCUUCUCGUUGUUACCGCCUCCCUCCCUGCGCCCUGAUCAACCUUUCCCACGGAGCCCGGGUGGAUCACACUGGCCACAAACUCACCGCCAUAGUCAAACCGCAGCCUGCCACUGGCUGCAACUUCAGCUCGCACCGGCAGCUGGCAGGCCUAAACCACUCUCCUCGUUCACCUUUUGUCCCCACACAGCAUAACAACAAACAUUGUGUGGCGAAGGCUGCCUCACAGGGCAACAGGAGCUCUCCCUCAAAAGGUCCCAUCCAAAAGCACCAGGUCAGGAACAAAGAAGAGUACAGUAAUAUAUGGCAGUCUCUGCAGAACACAGGGCCUCCUAACAAACCUCCUGCUCACUGGCACAACAAUGAAGGACAUUCCCAGCAGGGGAAGAACCAACCCGCCAACAAAUCUACCCCACCUGCUGGCAUCAGGCUGUUGAAGAAAAAUGAGGAUGUCAGCUCCCUUAUUCCCUCACAGAAUACAGCCAAUAAGGCUGCAACAGAAUUUGAGGACCUCAUUGCCAAUCUAAAAAUCUCCAAGGGUAACCAGCAAACCCCACCCCCUCCUGCCCCUCCACAAGAAGGUGACAGCCAGCCAGAUGGCCCAUUAUCCCCCCAGUCUUUUGCCAUGAAGGGAACCCUGGUGCUGAAGGAGAUGCUUAAAAUUGACAGCACUGGAACAGGAAGUCAAUCUCCUCAAGAGACGUCAAACAGCACCCCCCCUGCUGGCCAGCAGCAGAACAGGAGACGAUCGUCAAAGAAACUCGCUGCAAAAAUAAACGUCCCACACGGCGACGCGCCUGUGUUGCCUUCUCCGGCACCUGCUGCCUCUGCCAACACCCUGCUGGGCAGUAAGGUGUCAGAGCUGGCCUGCAUCUGUGGGGCUUUAGGUAUGGCGCCACCUGACUUCAGCUUCAUACGCAACAGACAGGGUCUAGUGGUGUGUCAGGUGAAACUGUCCAACGGGUUGAUGGUCCAUGGCCCACAGUGCCAGUCAGAACACGAUGCCAAGGAGAAAGCUGCUUUCUUCGCACUUCAAAGACUGAACUCACUCGGGUCAGGCUUCCCCCUCCCACCUCCUCUGUACACAGGAGUGGGUCAGAUACGACCUCCCCACAUGGGAGCUGUCUUCAACCAACAAGGUGGUGUGCUGUUGCCCCCACAGGGUUACGGUCCUGCUCCUCUCUGGGGAAUGACGGUGCCUCCUCAACACCACCAAAACCAGCCAUUCUACGGACCACCGGGGACUUUCCCUGGCGCUGCACGCCCCCAGCCUGCAACGACACUGCCCAUUGGCUCACACAACCAGUUCAUCCCCUUACAGGUGACUAAGAAACGAGUGUCGGCAAAUAAAAGGAACCAGGAAACUCGAGAGUUUUACAGUGCUGCCCAAACUGUUGCUAAGAACCAAGCACAGAAAUCCCAGAACCAGCCGACUGGCCAAUUGCAAGGUCAGACUGAACCACAGAGCGGUAAAAUCCACCAACAAGCUGUUAACUGCGACCUCUCCUCUGGUGACUCUACGAUGACGGGGGCGGCACUGCAUACAUCACCUAGGCAAACCAUGCCAGCAACAGGCCACACCCCCAGCUCUGCCUCCAAGAGACGGCAGAGGAAGCUAGCAGUCAACUUUGAGGCAGCUAAAGUCUCAGAAUCAUGAGCUGAGGUGUGUGCGUGUGCGUGUGUGUGUGCGCGUGUGCGUGUGCGUGUGUGUGUGAGAGAGAAUGGCUGACUCAGCAUUUCUGAUCAAAAUCUCAUCGAUGUGAAAGUCUGUGUUCACACAGCAUUACAGAGCCGAGAGCAGCUUCAGACGAGCCUUUUUAUUUUUCAGCAGUGAAACAUGUUAAUCUGCUUCACUGCUCAACUCGCAGAUUCCUCCUCAGGAGAUGAGGUCUGUGCCAGAUUAUCGUAGUUCCCUACUAAAAGAGGUUUAUUACAGCUCGUCUUUUCUUUGUAGUGCUAACUUUGUACUCGCCCAGUCAGUGCUGAGGCCACAAAACAUUCCAAAGCCAUCCACUCAGACUACAGACCGCAAGCGAAGUACUGAUUUUCAUGAUCAUUUAUUAUACUAAAAUUAACUGGUUUUAUCCAUGAUACAGUGUAACCACAGCUCUGUGUCCAUCUGUCUUGGACCUCAGUCAUGCAGGCCUACAGACUGGUUAGCUCGGGGAAAGUCACAGCAGCCUGCCAGUGAUCUGUAUGCCUGUUUGCAGCCAGUUUCACUCUGGCAACUGCCAGCAACCACUCACCAAGAGGCUGCAGAAUACACACUUUCUCCGAGCAACCGUCAGCUCCCUGACACAUCUUCAUGGCUGGGGCCUUUUCUAACUACUUGUGUUUGUUGCUUUUGUUGGACAUUGCUCUCAGCAGUGAUUGUGGCGACUACAGUGUUAUGUUAGACAAAAAGAAAUGCCUAAAGUCAUACACACGAACCCCCAAUAGUAAUAAACCGCCAGCUUUGCCAGAGAACAUUAGUGUCUCCACAGGAGCAGAUUUGGAAGCAGUCUUGUGACUACAUUUUAUUUUGAGUGGUUAAGAAAACCUCGUGCUGAAGUGAGACGCUGCCUUAAAAAGUGCAUUUUCUUCAUUCAGAAUGCUUUGUGGAGAAACUGAAGCCAGCAUGGUGAAAACAACCACUGAGUAAGGGAAUGAUUUCUUUCUUUCUUUCUUUCUUUUUUUUUUUUUUUGGAUUAAGAGGACCUUUGACAUAACUCUAAAAACAUGCAUCACUGAGAGCAUUUCAUAUUUCCUUGAGUGGGCAUUAACAGUGAACAGCCUGUAGAGUUGGACUCCUCUGACGGUCUCAGUCUUCCUUCCCAGCUGAGAGGUUUUCAGACUCCAGGUGUUGCUGGAUGAGACUUCAUGUACUGAGAAAAGACAUCUGAGUGCAGCAGGUUCACAUCAACCCUCCUCUGUUAGCAUGGUGUGCAGGUCCCAAUAACAUGCGAUGUGGACCUUGUUCUCAGGGACAUGUAGCUGUGGUAGAAGCCCCCAUUGCAUACCAUCACAUUUUUAAACAAGUUUAUGCAGAAAUCUGGGCCUCCUAUUGUUGCUACAGCCAUUCAUGCCAUCAUAGAUCAGCUCUAUCCUGUUUGGACUGGUGAUGUUUUAUUGUUUCUGGGGUUUGGUCAUCAUUGUUCACACACCGCCUUUUAUUUACUUCAGGCUCAUAGGUUUUUUUCUUUUUUUAAAGACUUUUUAUGCUUUGUUAACAGCACCUAGAAACAAGACGACUAAAUUCACACCACCUGCACAAAUGCAGAACUAUGUGGAGUUCCCAAAUUAUUUGAGUCCACACACACACACACACACACACACACACACACACACACACACACACACACACACACACACACGCCACUGCAGAGCUGUUUAACACCAGCACAGAUAGUUUCACACACCUACAGAGAGGUUCCUUUUUGCUGUUGGAAAAUGGUCUGAUUUUUCUCUUCGGCUCUGCUGGACCUGCAGGAACGUUCACACUGCCACAGUCAAGAGUUUCCAAAAGCAUCUUAUGCUUAUUAUGGGUGGAUUUUAUCCAGGUUUAAAAAAAAAAAAAAAGAUCUUAACUUUUUGAGUCGAAAUUAAAUUGUUUUGGAGUGAUCUACUGAAGAUGUUUAUUUGAUUAGGGCUGCAUCUCUUGUUUAUAAUAAGGAGCCUGCUCAUUCCUGUGCCAGUCACUAUUGGAAUUUGUUUUGUUUACAGUCGCCUUUUUAUCCAACUUUAAUAAUUAUCUGUGCACAGUGUUAAUUUUCCACCUCUUGUGAAUAUGGAAUCUCUUGAAAUUUAUCGAUGUCUUCAUCAAAUAUCUGUUUGACCCACAUUGUAUGCAGUGAUUGUUUUAUUUCAAGGUUUAUUUCACUGUGAUAGUCGUGUUAUUAUUGUAGUAGCUUGCUAUCAACUGUGUAGAGCACAGGCCUCACACAGCUGGUGACUGCUAAGCUUCAGAAUCCUGAUCAGGUGUCGGACCUGAUGUAGUCUCAUUUCAGAGCGGCUUUAUAUCUGUCAGCGCAGCCCAAAUAUAAGACAGCAGUAGAGUUUUAAUAGGAAACAUACUCGUCCGUGGAGUGAACCACGUGUCUAAGAUGCUUUUGGAAACAUGUCUCAGGUCCUGGUCGGUGCUUUUCUAAAUCUGGUAUAAAUUCUCAGCUGAGUUAGCCACUUCCACGCAUCACUACAUUGUCACACAUACAUAAAUAAUCUCACCAUUUUUAAAAAGGUUUUUCUUUUUUGAACUAUGGAUUUUACGGACAUCCUUUUUAUAGACGAUCUUGGAAUUUUUUUUGUAAGUAAUUCGACUAUCGCUUCAGUAAUGUUUGUGGUAAAGCCACUGUAGAGACAAAUUAAAUUGUACUUACCCAGACCAUGUUUUGUAUUUAACCGGUCCUUGUUUUGAGGGAUGCAGGCUUACAGUAAUUUUUUUCCCCUUUUUUCUUUAAGACUGACACCCUCAUAGCCACCUUGGGACUGAAGUGUGUAAGGGUCUGGUGCAAUAAGGGGGGGUUUAAAACUCUUUUUGAAAAUUGAAGCACACCUGUUUGUUUGUUUGUUUUUUCUUUUUGUCCUUUGUUAUUGUUUUUUUGUGGGGGGUACAAAGAUUAUGAGAAGAUGUAAAGGUAACAGAAGAUGAAACGUUAUGGACUUGCUGUUUUGAUUCAGGAAUGUCUUGUACAUAACCAUUUAAUAAAAUGAAUCUUUUGUUACGA